Molecule: messenger RNA, 1709 nt
Organism: Argiope bruennichi
Lineage: Eukaryota; Metazoa; Arthropoda; Arachnida; Araneae; Araneidae
Gene: Kyat
Product: kynurenine aminotransferase-like
Exons: 15
Coding region: 199-1590 (463 amino acids)
Biological process (GO): biosynthetic process
Cellular component (GO): cytoplasm; mitochondrion
Molecular function (GO): pyridoxal phosphate binding; L-kynurenine:2-oxoglutarate transaminase activity
Source: RefSeq, a predicted model, not a curated record
UUGAUGAGUCGGUGAUCGCGACCAAGGCCGUUUUAAGUGAUCUAGACCUUGGUCGCUCUAGUUUUUGCUAAUUUUGGAGAUUUUAUUUUAAAAAAAUUACAAAGUGAAGAAAAAGAAUAAUUGUAACAUAUCCUCUACACUGCCAAUCACUGACGUAGAUGUUCAUGUUCUUAAAUUGAGCUUUCUAUCACUUGAGUGAUGAUAAGACACGUGAACAGAUUACGGACAUUAGAAAAUAGAUUCUCAAAGUAUCAUAAGAAUGUCAUAUCUCAAUCUGUUAUAGUGGGAGGAGCUGAUAUUAGUUCACCUUAUUUUCAGAUUAAAAGAAACAUGGCAUAUGAUGGCCCAGCAAAGCGUCUGCAGGGAAUGCAAGAGAGUGUUUGGGUGGAAUUUAUUCAAUUAGCUCUUGAUUAUAAACCUGUAAAUUUGGGACAAGGAUUUCCAGAUUUUGCUGCUCCGGAUCAUGUUGCUAAAGCUCUCAGUGAUGCUGUACUGAGUCCCAAUGUAUUACUAAAUCAAUAUACAAGAGGAUUUGGGCAUCCAAGAUUAGUAAAUGCAUUAUCAAAAUUGUACUCUCAACUUGUGGGGAAAGAAAUAAAUCCCCAGAAAGAGAUACUUGUUACAGUUGGUGCUUAUGAAGCUUUAUAUUGCACUAUACUUGGGCUUGUAAAUCCUGGUGACGAGGUUAUCAUCAUUGAACCUUUCUUUGAUUGUUAUGAGCCCAUGACAAAAAUGGCUGGUGGUGUACCUGUUUUCAUUCCUUUGAGGCCAAAAAAAACUGGAACUGGUGUUUCAAGUAGUGACUGGUGUUUAGAUCCACAAGAAUUAGCUUCCAAAUUUAAUUCAAAAACCAAGAUGAUUAUUGUAAAUACACCUCAUAACCCAUUGGGGAAAGUUUUUACCCAAGAAGAACUUCUUAUGAUUGGUGACUUGUGUAAGAAACAUGAUGUAAUUGCUGUAAUGGAUGAAGUUUAUGAAUGGAUUGUUUACAAGGGACAUGAGCAUAUAAGAAUGGCUACUCUGCCUGGCAUGUGGGAGAGGACCAUUACUAUUGGAAGUGCUGGAAAAACUUUCAGUGCUACAGGAUGGAAGUUAGGUUGGGCUUAUGGACCUUCUCAUCUGAUGCGGUCCUUGCAACUUCUGCAUCAAAAUUGUGUUUAUACAUGCACUACACCUAUUCAAGAAGCUGUGGCUAUUGGAUUUGAAACUGAAAUAGCACGUCUAGGUCAACCUGGAAGUUACUGGAAAGAAUUAGCUGAAAUGCUGGAAAAGAAAAGGAAUAAGAUGGUCAAAUUUUUGUCAGAAGUUGAUAUGGCACCUGUAAUACCUGAUGGAGGAUAUUUUAUGAUAGCUGACUUCUCAGCUUUAGCUUCCAAAGUGAACAUUGAAGGUGAAUCAGGAACCAAGGACUAUAAGUUUGUCAAAUGGUUAUCUAAAAAUAAGAAACUUCAAGGAAUUCCACCUAGUGCAUUUUAUUGUAAUGAAGAUAAACAUUUGGCCGAAAAUUUAAUCAGAUUUUGUUUUAUUAAGGAGGAUACUACUCUAGAGGCAGCUGAAAAAAUCAUAAAUGAUUUGAAAAAAACAUUAUGAAUCCGAUUUAUAAUUGUUAUUAAAUAAAAUUCUUUUGUGCGUUUGUAUACAAUAUUUUUUUGUAAAGGGGGGUUUGUUAUAUAUGAAAUUUUAUUUUGAAUAAAGAAUUAUUGCAAUGA